Messenger RNA from Daphnia pulicaria, 2203 nucleotides. Its product is annotated as transcription factor MafB-like. Gene Ontology annotation, cellular component: nucleus. Gene Ontology annotation, molecular function: DNA-binding transcription factor activity, RNA polymerase II-specific; RNA polymerase II cis-regulatory region sequence-specific DNA binding. The transcript is spliced from 5 exons. Gene Ontology annotation, biological process: regulation of transcription by RNA polymerase II. The record is from RefSeq and is a predicted model, not a curated record. Bases 680 to 2158 code for a protein of 492 amino acids. Lineage: Eukaryota; Metazoa; Arthropoda; Branchiopoda; Diplostraca; Daphniidae.
GCCGAGCUUGGAGCCAGUUGCCCAGCGUUGAUGAUGUGAGCGCCCGGCAGCGUCGAAACCUUCAUUCAACAUCCGUCAGACUUGGGCCUCGUACAUUGUCGACGAUCCUUCUCUCUCUCUACGCUCUCUCUCUCUACGUUUCCUUAUAUCUUUUUGAUUAUCAUCUCUUUCUUCUCUUUCACCUCCUUAUUUGUUUUUUGAAACUUGCGCGCCGCGUAUUCUUUUGUUUUUCCUACUCCUGCCGGCUCCUUGGGCCGCUCCUGUUUGUUUCUCUCUCCACUUCGUGAUCGCUCGGCAGAGAGCGGGAAAGUUGCCAACAAAAACGGAAAAACUUUUUUUUGGGGGGGACGAGAAAGAGAAUUGACGACGUCCUCGACACAACGACACGACACGACAGUCGUCCGGCUCAUUUGCGUCCGACUUGGCCGUCUCCGCCUUGAUUUCGUCGUCGUGAAAUGUGCCGUUAGCCAUUGUUUCUCCACACCAGCGUCAUACCAACGCAUCUACUUUGUGCUCUCCCCUGUGUGUGCUCAUCUUCGCAGACUCUCACUCUCUCUCGUGACUCUUUUCCCGCUCCUGUGAAGUGCGGACGACUGCGGUAGUCCAGCCGAGGGAAGACAAUCGCCGACGGCCGGAUUCGUCACGCCCGAUUCAACGCCCGAUUCAACGCCCAGUGAGAAUGGAGGCCUCGGCCCAGGACGAGUACGUCAGCGACUUUGACCUGGAACAUUUAGAAGAAGUGGUCAAGCGGGAAAUGCUGGAACAGAGACGCAACGCCGAAGCCGCUUACGCCCUUCACUACCAAAAUCUGCAGCCGCCGGUCCAGCAGCCUCAAUCCCAACCGCCUCAACAACAACAACAACAACAACCGUCGCCAACGGUAGCCCAGCAAGUGCCGCAGCAAGUGCACGUCGUCUCGCACCACUCGGCGGCGGCGGUGGCCGCCAUCCAACAACCCGCCGUCCCACUCAAACAUCAACUCCAGGCACCGGCUACCCCACCCGACACACCACCCGGCCAACCUUGCAGCAUUAUGUCACCGGCAUCUCCUUUUCAACACCAACAGCAGCAGCAGCAGCAGCAACAACAACAACAACACGGGCAUCACUCUCAACAUUCACACGCCCAGCAACAACAACAGCAGAUCCAACAGCAACAACAAGGACAGGCCUCGGCUUCCGUCUCCACCGUUCCCGUGCUCCCCAUCGGUCCCGGCAGUUUGGAAGUCAUCCAGCACAAAGCAGGAAUGAGUGGAGGAUCAGACGAAUUCUUGUGGGUGACGGCCUCAAUGCGCUACGGUAACGCCGUGCCGCCGUUGCAGAUCCACCAGGAGCCGCUGGAUUUGCGGCCGCAGGGAUCCGAGUCACCGCUGGACGAUCCUCACGCCGCCUGGGUCCAUCACGCCAGCUUGCAGCAUCAGCAGCAGCAACAGCACCAGCACCAGAUCCAGCAGCAACAGCACCAACAGCAGCCACCGACUCAACAUCUUCUGGGACGUCGAGACUCUUACUCGGAAGGUUCCAUCGCUCAUCUCCACCUGCCCGGCUGCCAUCCUAGCCAGCAUCACCAUCACCAGGUGCCGCGUGGGUGUGGUUCCAACUCUUCUAGCGACAGUUCGACGUCCGACUCGGAGAUGGGCGGUCCGAGCAGCAACGGCGGCAUGGUGGUCGGCCUGGGUCCAAAUUCGGGCGGCCAUCACCAUCACCACCACCAUCACCAUCACGGCGGUUCAGGGGGCAACGACCUGCUGGACGACGACGCGCUCAUCUCCCUCUCGGUCCGCGAACUCAACAAGAAGCUCAACGGCUUUCCCCGCGAGGAGGUGGUGCGGCUCAAGCAGAAGAGGCGCACGCUGAAGAACCGCGGCUACGCACAAAACUGCCGCUCCAAGCGAAUGCAACAGCGUCACGAGCUCGAAAGCGCCAACACCGCCCUCAAGGCCGAAAUCCAACGAAUGCGACUGGAACUGGGCCGAGUGGCGCAGGAGCGCGACAGCUACAAACAGAAAUGCGACGCCAUCCAUCGCGUCAACCAGCAGCACGGCAAUCACCAGCAACAUCAACCGCAACAGCAGCAACAGCAGCAGCAACAGCAGUCGAAGAGCAACCGAACGGCCGGCUCCCAAAUCAACGACGGUCCAACCAGUUACUACCUGUGAAGUCAACCAAAAAUCAUUGAAAAUAGAAAAGAAAAGAAAAAGAAA